Monodelphis domestica (gray short-tailed opossum) is the source of this 1505-nucleotide messenger RNA. It is a transcript of the gene DNAAF19, whose product is annotated as dynein axonemal assembly factor 19. The record is from RefSeq and is a predicted model, not a curated record. Gene Ontology annotation, cellular component: outer dynein arm. Gene Ontology annotation, biological process: inner dynein arm assembly; epithelial cilium movement involved in extracellular fluid movement; determination of left/right symmetry. Lineage: Eukaryota; Metazoa; Chordata; Mammalia; Didelphimorphia; Didelphidae.
UUGCUAGGAAACCUCGGCGUGCUUCGAGGCAGAGCUGCAUCCGUGUGGGAGGAGAGGAAUUAGGGUUUUUUCUUUCUUUCUUGGGGUUGUGGGGUUAAAGGGUGGCGGCGGCUGUCCAGCAGCCUUGGGUAGGUUAGAAUCCUGCUCUACUAGUGCUCAAGGCAGUCGGAAUUGGGUCGGGAGCAGGACGCCUGAGCUCUGCGUGGUCUUAGUUUACCUGCAUGUAGAAAGGGGGUCCAUGUCCCUGGCCUCUCCCCACCCCCCCCUCGAGCUCGUCCUCACUUUUCUGAUAGGCCCUUUUUGGUGGUGGCGGCGGAGGAUCUACGGUUCCAGACAUGGAAAAGACUGAUAGUAUUGACUUUAGAGCUCUGGAGAAGGAGCUACAGGCUGCACUUGCUGCUGAUGAGAAAUACCAAAGAGAGAAUGCUGCUAAGUUUCGAGCUGUGGAACAGAAGGUGGCCUCCUAUGAAGAGUUCAGGGACAUCGUGCUUGCCUCACACUUGAAACCUUUAGAGCGAAAGGACAAAAUGAAUAUCAAGAAGACAGUGCUUUGGAACUGCCACGUGUCUCAGAAAGGCACCACUCAGGAGGAGGGCACUGAUAUCUCCCAGGAGGGAAAUUGUCAGCCUGAGACAUCAUCAGAUUUCUAUAGGACUUGGCGCCGCUACUUGCGGAGUGGACCAGAGCGCUACCAGGCCCUAUUACAACUUGGAGCUCCCAAUCUGGGCCACCUCUUCCGGGAAGAUGUGGGUUUUGGACUUUUGGGUGAACUUCUGAUGACAUUGGAAGAGAAUUUUAAGCCAACUGACCAUGCUGCUGUACUGGGGAUCCUUCAUAGCUUAUCAAGAACUGGCCGAUUUGGCCUCAACAUGACCCUACUGAGCAAUAACGAGAGAGAGAGCUGUCAGAAAUUAUUCCAGAAACUCCAGGAUAUGGAUGUUACCAGGCCCAUAGAAGAAGAUCUGAACUAUAAGAAGCAAGAGCUAGAGAAACCAUACCCUGGGAAUGACGGGGCUGAGAAACUUCUACAGGAGCUAUCACAGCUAUACCAAGUCAGCUAGAGAUGUUAUCUUCCCUCAGGAAAAAAACAGCAAAUCUAACUAGCUAUCGGAGAUGUUUAAAUUCUAGCCAGUUCUUAAUAUUGUUAGCCAUCUUGCUACCUGACUCCAGUCUUUUCCUUUCAACCUUGCCUCUCCAGAACUGUGGCAAAAGGUUGGUCUCAUUCAUCCUAACCAUAAAUAGGUCUAUUUAAAACUAUGUACUUCCAAAUAGCCAAAGGCUCUUAGAGGAGCACUAGUAAACUGCAAGAAAUUUGGCUUCUUAUCCUUAAAGUCUGCCAAGAAUGGCAUCCUGGCCCUACGAUUGAAAUCCUACACUUGGUGCUUCCUACCAACCCAUGCAAACAGAAUUUUUAAAUUUUAAAUUCAGUGAUUAAUUAUUGAUUAUGCCCAUUAACAUCUACAAAUAUCUACCCCAUGCCAAUAAAGACAUUUUAUUGACACCUC